GUCCAGCGUCUCUCUGAGCCAUACAGCGAGCGAUCCCAGCAGAGCCCAUGAGCCAUGGCGAGCGCGACUCCCAGUGAGAGUGUGGACAGUGAGCUGCGCUGCUCCAUCUGCCUGGGCACGUUCGUCUGCCCCUCCACGCUGAGCUGCGGACACUCGUUCUGCCUGUGGUGCCUGGAGGCCGCCUGGGAGACGGCGAGCAGCUUCAGCUGCCCGCAGUGCCGAGCGACCUUCCCUGUGCGACCCCAGCUGAGGAGGAACGUGGCCCUCGCCAACCUGGCCGAGCAGCUCAGAGUUGGAGACGGGAUGGCCACGGCCGUCGUGUGUGACAACUGCAGUGAUGGCCACACUCCUGCAGUGAAGACCUGCCUGAAAUGCGAGAUGUCCUUCUGUGCGACGCACUUGAAGCCUCACUUGGAGAAUCCCAGGUUGAGAGGCCACGCUGUGGUGGAGCCCAAUGCGAGAUUGGACAAGAGAAGAUGCCCUAAUCACAGCAGGGAGCUGGAGUUCUACUGCACAGUAGACAGCGGCCUGCUCUGCUCAGCUUGCACUAUCGCAGGUGAACACACAGGGCACGAGGUGCUGACGCUGCAGGACGAGCACGAGACACGGAAGACGCGCAUAGGGGAGGAGACGCGAGCGGUGGAGGAGAAGAGGAAGAAGGCGGAGGAGUCCGUGAAGCGGAUGGAGGCCGCACGCAAGGGGGCGCAGGUACCGU
This is a messenger RNA of Lethenteron reissneri (Far Eastern brook lamprey), 715 nucleotides long. Its product is annotated as E3 ubiquitin/ISG15 ligase TRIM25-like. The record is from RefSeq and is a predicted model, not a curated record. Gene Ontology annotation, molecular function: zinc ion binding. NCBI's taxonomy places the organism in Eukaryota, Metazoa, Chordata, Hyperoartia, Petromyzontiformes, Petromyzontidae.